Messenger RNA from Schistosoma mattheei, 969 nucleotides. The record is from the annotation of a GenBank genome assembly. Lineage: Eukaryota; Metazoa; Platyhelminthes; Trematoda; Strigeidida; Schistosomatidae.
AUGGAUAAUUAUCAUAAUGAAAUUAUUACUACUUCUACAAAUACUACUAAUACUACUAAUAAUAUGAAACAAUAUUGGACAAAUCAAACACAACAGCAACAACAACAACAACAACAAUUAACUACACAUAAUAUGAAUCAAUCAUUCAUUACACCUAUACAACAAUCUAUUAACUUGACAACACAUAAAUUAAUAUCUAAAUUACCUUUAACUAAUUUUAAUAUGGAAUCAAAUAAUGAAUCAUUUAAUUUGAAUGAAAAAUAUUUCAAUUCUGAAAUAAUUGAUUCUAAUACAGUACAAUUAUGUAAUGCUUCAAACUAUACCCUUAAUCAUCAUCAAUGUAUACCGAUGGAUUACAAUACAUGUAAUAAUAGUAGUAAUCUUAAUGAUAAUGAUUAUGAUAGUAAUAAUAGAUAUCCCAAUGCAAAUCUAUUGAAAUCUCUUCAUAAUGAUAUGAAACAUAAUCAUAAUAUUAUAUUACCAUUCAAUACAAACUUAAUACAAUCAAAUAUCUUAAUGAAUAAUAAUAAUAGAAAUUAUGAUAAUUCUAAUGAAUUCCUAUAUGAUUUAGAUAAUGAAUCAUCAAAUGGUUCAAGUAUUUCAUUAAAUAGUAAUGAUACUACUACUAAUACUACUACUAAUAUACAUAAUAGAAUAAGAUCAUUAUCAUCAAUAAGAUCAAAUAAUAAAUUAUUAUAUCGAUCAAAUCGUAUUAAAAUUAUGAAUAUAAGAAAAACUGGACAUUUUAAGAAUCAUAAUUUACAUUCAUUUCAAAGACAAGCAGCGAAUAUGCGUGAACGUAGACGAAUGCAAUCAAUUAAUAAAGCAUUUGAAGGUUUAAGAUCCCAUAUACCAACAUUACCCUAUGAGAAACGUUUAUCUAAAGUAGAUACACUUAGAUUAGCAAUUGGUUAUAUACAUUUCUUACAAGAAAUUAUUCAAUCUCAUUCAAAAGAUGAAAUAACUUGA